This is a messenger RNA of Trematosphaeria pertusa, 571 nucleotides long. RefSeq lists its product as uncharacterized. NCBI's taxonomy places the organism in Eukaryota, Fungi, Ascomycota, Dothideomycetes, Pleosporales, Trematosphaeriaceae. The transcript has a single exon. The record is from RefSeq and is a predicted model, not a curated record. The coding region runs from base 193 to 531 and encodes 112 amino acids.
CUCUGAUGAUCCUCCUCCACAAUCUCACUUCCAUGAAACGUCUUCGGACAUUUACAGCACUGCCAGCCCGUUGAUUUCCUGUACGGCUUUGCGAGUACACGCCAUCAGCAUGGUACCGACAAGGGCGUAAGGCGAAAGAUCUGCGUACCCGUUCCCCACAUUCACAACAAUGCCGCCGAGGGCAGGAUUCUCAUGCGGCUCAAGCCGUUGUCCAGAUGCUCGAGCCUGCUCAGUGUACGAGCCGCAGCUGAGAGGAACCGGGGCAGGGGCAUGCACUGUAGAAGAGAUGGAUGUUCAGAAACGUCACACCAGCAACAGUUUCCAAGACAGGGAAUAGUUUGCCAUUCAUCUUUACGAAUCUUCAUUUUCCUCACGAUGCGUGCGGGGCGCGGAGCGACGAGACUGAUGAUGCAUUCCCUCAAUGUCGAUGCCCAGAUGGAUUCAUCGGCUUGGUUAUAUUGCAUGCACUUCCUAACGCUCAACCUGAGCUACCUACGUCGAACUCAAAACAGCCGUAACUCCAUCGGAUGAUGAAGACGUCAAGGAUUUCAGACGAGCUUAAUGGGCUCUG